GAAAAAUUCAUUACAUAUUAGGCUUCUAUAUAUUUGGGUUCACUAAGCCAUGUCAGCUCUUUUCAUUUUUCGAUUUACAUUUAUGUUCAAGCAAGCACUUGGUCUUGGUCUCUGCUCCUCGCAACUCUCAACCCGUUGCAGCAAAUCUGAGAACCUGCCAUGGACAAUACAAAUGACUGGAGAACUCAUUUGCCAUUUGGUUCACGACAGAAGAUCGUCAGCAAGAUACUGGAGACACUAAAGAAGCACCUUCCGUAUUCUGGACCAGAAGGGAUUAACGAGCUCAAGAGAAUUGCUGUCAGGUUCGAGGAGAAAAUUUUCAGCGGUGCUGUUAAUCAGAAUGAUUACCUUCGGAAAAUAUCCUUGAAGAUGCUGACAAUGGAGACUAAGGCGCAAAAUGCAGCUGGUUCUAGUAGCAACCUAGCCUUGGACAAUGUCAUGAUCAAUAAUGGAAAUGUAGAGCCUUUUCUCCUGAACCAAGAGCCUGCCAUAAACUCAGGUGACUGGAGAACUCAACUGCCACCGAGUUCACGACAGAACAUUGUCAACAAGAUAAUGGAUAUACUAAAGAAGCACUUUCCAUAUUCUGGACCAGAAGGGAUUAACGAGCUCAAGAGAAUUGCUGCCAGAUUCGAGGAGAGAGUUUUCAGCAGUGCUGUUAAUCAGACUGAUUACUUCCAGAAAAUAUCCCUGAAGAUGCUGACUAUGGAGAAUAAAGCUCAGAACGCUACUUCUAUCCCUGCUGAUAGUAACAAACUAGCCUUGGAUGGACUGGGCAGUCUUAUGUUCAAUGACAAUUCAGUGCCUUCUCUCCCGAAAGAAGAACCUGCCAUGAACUCAGGUGACUGGAGAAUUCAACUGCCACCGGAUUCACGCCAGAAGCAUGUUGACAAGUUAAUGGAAACACUGAAGAAACAUGUACCGUAUUCAGGGGAAGAAGGAAUCGAAGAGCUCAGGAGAAUUGCUAUCAGCUUCGAGGAGUUAAUAUUCAACACUGCUAUUAACCAGGUGGAUUACUUUCGCAAAAUAUCGUUAAAGAUGCAGACUAUGCAAGAGGACGACUAAGUAUAAUUGCGUUGAAGGUGGCGUUUGGAAACUUUCAGGCGAUUCCAUAUAUAUAUAUUUGUAUUUGAUAAUAUUAAGAAGAGAGCUUGAAAGCCUCCAAACUUAGGACGAAGGCAUGAAUUAAAAAAAAAAUGUUAAUUCUGUUUGUAUAAUUGGUAACGAACUAAUGAUGAUUUAUUUCUUGCGGAGGAAGCCUCGUCUUGCUCUCUCUCAUGUUAAGUAAGGCUUGGAGUCCUCUUCGGGUUUGUAUGCCAUAUAUGCUUAUGCAAAAACUUUCUUUACAGCUUUUA
This is a messenger RNA of Raphanus sativus (radish), 1355 nucleotides long. RefSeq lists its product as uncharacterized. The transcript has 10 exons. Lineage: Eukaryota; Viridiplantae; Streptophyta; Magnoliopsida; Brassicales; Brassicaceae. Gene Ontology annotation, biological process: regulation of DNA-templated transcription. Gene Ontology annotation, molecular function: transcription coactivator activity; chromatin DNA binding. Bases 160 to 1065 code for a protein of 301 amino acids. The record is from RefSeq and is a predicted model, not a curated record.